Messenger RNA from Haemonchus placei, 405 nucleotides. Lineage: Eukaryota; Metazoa; Nematoda; Chromadorea; Rhabditida; Trichostrongylidae. The record is from the annotation of a GenBank genome assembly.
CGAGCCAUCACUCCGUUAUUAGCCAGUAAGAUUGUGAAGGAGAAAUUGGUAACAAUCGAGAACGAGGACAUUUCCCUGUUAUUCGAUGAAAAUGGGCUGGUUUCGUCGAUCACUGAAAAGGCAUCGAAUAAGACCUACCCAUUCCGUCAACAAUUUUUCUAUUACAAAGGUGUGAUGAAUGAUACUCAACCAUCGGGCGCUUACGUUUUUCGCCCAGAUGGAGACGCGAUUAAAGUGGAAAAAGCUCAGUUGGAAGUGAUCAAGGGCGAUCUUGUGCAAGAGGUACGUCAAACCUUCAACUCGUGGAUUGCGCAAGUUAUAAGGCUUAAAAAGGGCACCAAGCCUAUUGAGUUCGACUGGAUUAUCGGUCCGAUUCCGAAGGAGGCAAAGUGUGUCCGUUGCUAG